Aspergillus candidus is the source of this 1110-nucleotide messenger RNA. RefSeq names its product putative Golgi reassembly stacking protein. Bases 1 to 1110 code for a protein of 369 amino acids. Gene Ontology annotation, cellular component: Golgi apparatus. The transcript is spliced from 3 exons. Lineage: Eukaryota; Fungi; Ascomycota; Eurotiomycetes; Eurotiales; Aspergillaceae. The record is from RefSeq and is a predicted model, not a curated record. Gene Ontology annotation, biological process: Golgi organization. Gene Ontology annotation, molecular function: protein binding.
AUGUUUGGAGCCUUAAACCGCUUUAUCGGCCGGCUGGACGCGGAGCCCGUCCAGCACGCGCAGUCCCCCCACGACAACGCCUUUGGGUUCCAGGUUCUCCGCAACAAAGACGCGGAGCUCCCUCUGGAGCCGUGGUUUGAUUUCAUCGUGGGGAUCAACGGACGGUUGAUUGACGACCCAGACCCCUCCCUAUUCGCGACCGAAGUGCGCAACUGCGCAGGAGGAAACGUGAGCUUUGAGAUAUGGAGCGCAAAGGGCCAACGCACCCACACCGUAACCCUCCCCAUCCCCCCAACCAACCCAACCCUCAACCUCGCCCUCCAACUCGCACCCCUCUCCUCCACCCAAAACAUCUGGCACGUCCUCUCCAUCCCAUCCCCGCUCAGCCCGGCCUACCGCGCAGGCCUCCUCCCCCACUCAGACUACAUAAUCGGCACCCCGAGCGGCACCCUCCGCGGCGAAUCCGCCCUCGGCGAGCUCGUCGAAGAGCACCUCAACCGCACGCUCGUCCUCUGGGUCUACAACAGUGAAUUCGACGUCGUGCGCGAAGUCGAGCUGGUGCCUACACGCGGCUGGGGCGGGGAGGGCGCCCUGGGCGCUGAACUCGGCUUCGGGGCGCUGCAUAGGCUUCCAGUUGGGCUGGGCGAGGAGGUCGAGGGACCCGGUGAGGUUGUCUUUGAGACGCGCGAGGAUGGGUCGUCGGAGCCUCUUGCGAAUCGCCUCUUCCAACAGCAGCAGCAGCAGCAGCAGCAGGCAGACACCGGAAGCGCAAGCGGAAGCGGAAGUCAAUUCCUGAUGCCAGCGACGAUGGCCUCGCCGCCGCCGUUGGCGGGGUCAGUGUCACCGGCAGCGAGCCAGUCGCCGUCUGGGACGCGGCGUGGUGGAGGGAGACGUGCGGGCGCGGGGGGUGUCUCGCCCAGUCGGGCAUUUGAUGAGUACUUUGCGGAGGGGGAGCAGAAGAGUAAGGAGCAGGAUUAUGCGCCUUCACGGCGGGGGACGCCGCUGGCGCCGCCGCCGCCUAAGGUUGGAGUGCAAUCUCCUCCUCCCCCGCCUCCCAAGGCCGGGGUGCAGUCUCCGCCGCCGGCUGAGGCGGAGGGUGGAUCCGCGUGA